GUGCAGUGUGUCAUAUGAUUGGCUUUUAUUCUCUCGAUUUAGAGAUACAGGAUAUUUUUAAAACCCCGUUAAUACGAAGAAUGUUCAACAUUAUUGAAAUCUGAUAUGGAAGAUCAUGUAGAUUCUUCAUUUUCUUCUGCUCACAAAUGGAGGAACCUCGCUGGUUUCUGGACACUGGGACUGUGUAAUAACUUUGCAUAUGUUAUUAUGCUGAGUGCUGCUCAUGACAUCUUGAAAGACCAAGAAGAAAAGGACCAGAAGGAUGAGAAUAUCACAACUACUCCAACCUCAUCUAAUGCCACAUACUUAGAAUGUAAUGAAAUCUCCACAGGGGCAAUUUUAUUGGCAGACAUCAUUCCGACUCUAGUAAUUAAACUGACAGCACCAUUCUUUAUUUUUCAUAUUAGUUAUAAAGUACGUGUUUUGGCAUGUGUACUAUUUUCCGUAGCCAGCUUCUUGAUAGUGUCAUUCUCCACUGGAAUAUGGAUGAGUAUAUUUGGAGUUGUUUGUGCCAGUAUCAGUGGAGGUCUAGGAGAAACUACUUAUUUUGGAUUCUCUUCUUUCUUUGAAAAAAAUGUGAUCUCGUCCUAUUCAUCAGGAACAGGUGGUGCUGGGAUAUUUGGUGCUCUUUCGUACGCGGGUUUAACGUCAGCUGGUCUGACACCUCGGACAACAUUACUCGUAAUGACUGUCAUACCUGUUCUUAUGUUUAUAAGCUUCUUUUUUGUGAUAAAGAAACCAAAAAAAUUCUGUCAGAAGGAAUACAUAGUAAAAUACAGCGAAGACACCAGUAGCCUGUUAAAGGAAUCUGAUGAUGCAGAUGAUAAGAUAAAAAGAAGACUCACAAUUAGAGAUAAAUUGCAACUUCUUAAACCCUUGAUGAAGUAUAUGAUACCUCUAUGUGUGGUAUAUAUAGCAGAGUACUUCAUUAACCAGGGAUUGUAUGAAUUGCUGUAUUUUAAUGAUAUCUGGCUGUCUGAGAAAGAACAGUACAGAUGGUAUCAAGUGGACUACCAGUUAGGAGUAUUUAUCUCAAGGUCCUCAGUCAAUGUGUUCAAAAUCAACAAGUUGUGGAUACUACCAGUUUUACAGGUUGCCAAUGUUGCAAUACUCACCACGCAGGUCUUUCUGAGAUUCAUUCCUAAUAUCUGGGUCAUAUUUGCCAUUGUUUUGUUUGAGGGCCUCCUGGGAGGAGCUGCCUUCGUCAACACUUUCUACAAAAUUUCAGAAGAUAUUGAGGCAGAAUACAAGGAAUUUAGUCUCUCAGCAGCCACUAUAGCAGACUCUUUUGGAAUCACCCUUGCUGGCACCAUUUCUAUUCCAACUCAUAACCAUAUAUGUUCACUCAAUCUUAAAAUGUGACAAUGGACUUUUUUAUUUGCAUUGUAUCCAUCUAUAAAGUUUUGCUGUUAAAGACAAUUAUCAAAUAAUAUUAAAAAAAUA
This is a messenger RNA of Saccostrea echinata, 1443 nucleotides long. RefSeq names its product battenin-like. Bases 106 to 1362 code for a protein of 418 amino acids. Lineage: Eukaryota; Metazoa; Mollusca; Bivalvia; Ostreida; Ostreidae. Gene Ontology annotation, biological process: lysosome organization; regulation of intracellular pH. The transcript has 15 exons. The record is from RefSeq and is a predicted model, not a curated record. Gene Ontology annotation, cellular component: lysosome; membrane.